UCAGGUUAUAGCCCUUUGCGCUGAAGAGCAAGCGUAUAAGGUUGAUUUACAGCUCAAUUGGUUAUUGAAGCUUACGAUCAACACCCUGAACGGUUAUCCUUGUGGAUAACGAGGUUUUACGAGCACUAAAGAGAGCGUACGUCGAGAUAGACGCCUCCUAUACGUGCAAACCCCUGUAGCUUUCUAGCACCGAGCUGGAGAGCGAGUUGAACCCUGUAGCUUUCUGGCACGCGACCAGAGAGUGAGCGAAACGCCUGCUAAACGCACCUAGCAAGCAAAUCGAGCACCUGGCAACGCCAAAGCCAUGGUGAACCGUACGGACGAACCGGAGCACCGAACUCCCGACCGGGAAGCUCCAACAAACCUCCCUACACCCCAAACCGAGCUUAGGCGGUCGAGUAGGCUCAGAGGCAGCCCGCCAAACGACGAGCAGGAGCCUAGGGAGGAGAGUGAACUCCAAAUGUUGCGCAGAAUGAUGCUGAAUCAACAGGAGAUGAUGCAAAGGCAACAGGAGUCAAUGCAAAGGCAACAGGAGACAGUACAACAGCUGGCACAGCAAGUGAACCUCCUAUCAGGCCAAGCAAGCACCGCAAACGCACCUGCAACAAUGCAGGAGAACCUAGAGCACGAAGCUCAACAAGAAGAAGAAGAGGACCGAGAAAUAGACUCCGAUGAGGAACUAGAAGAAUAUGUCGGCAACCUUAUAGACACAAAUACGCGAAUCGGCAGAGCAAUCACCCAAUUCACGAAGAUCACGAAGACGGUGAAGAAGCCUAUGACCCUGGCUGGAGCCAGCAACUACCUAGCAUGGAGCAAAGCCAUCCUAAAGGUAGCCCGCCAAGUAGGUGUUGAGAAGAUUAUCCUGGAAAGGCAAGAGACUUCACCACGGCCAGAGCGCUUGAAGAUUUCACAAUACUGGAAUGUUCAGAAUAAUUGGCUACACGGCCUAAUCGACAGCACAAUAUCUGCACAAGCCAGAGAACACUUCGAGGAAUCGGAUAGCCUUAGUGCUUACAAACUCUGGGAAGCUGUAAGGACAGCCUUCCAAGAGAGACCUGAGAUACAGCGGGAAAGCCUACUUACGGAGUUAGUAAGAAUGACACCACAGUCCGCUGGCUCAGAAAGGAAUUAUAUAGAGAGAUUCCUAGCAAUCCGUGGGGAAUUUGAGAGAUUAGGGUUCAAACAACUGGACCACACCCUACACGAUAUCUUGAAGAUGAACAUUACGUCCCGAUGGAGAGAGUUCAUACAGAACCGAUUUGAUAUGGCAUGCCAGAGCGGAACGAACCUACCGGAGAAGGAUUUGGAAGGCCUACUGAAGGAUAUCCUCCACAGAAUCCCCAAGAAAGACCUGAAGAAAGGAGGAUCUACUGACUGA
Molecule: messenger RNA, 1378 nt
Organism: Coccidioides posadasii C735 delta SOWgp
Lineage: Eukaryota; Fungi; Ascomycota; Eurotiomycetes; Onygenales; Onygenaceae
Source: RefSeq, a predicted model, not a curated record